Messenger RNA from Pseudomassariella vexata, 5049 nucleotides. RefSeq names its product ABC transporter type 1, transmembrane domain-containing protein. Lineage: Eukaryota; Fungi; Ascomycota; Sordariomycetes; Amphisphaeriales; Pseudomassariaceae. Gene Ontology annotation, cellular component: fungal-type vacuole membrane; fungal-type vacuole. The record is from RefSeq and is a predicted model, not a curated record. The coding region runs from base 1 to 5049 and encodes 1682 amino acids. The transcript has 2 exons. Gene Ontology annotation, biological process: transmembrane transport. Gene Ontology annotation, molecular function: ABC-type peptide transporter activity; ATP binding; ATP hydrolysis activity.
AUGGGAGGUUUUGGUUCGUGUGGGUGGCCGAUAUGGCGGACUGACGACUUCACCACUUGUUUCCAAUCCAUCUACCUCAAAACCGUGUUCCCCCUGAUCGUGGUUUGCCUGUCAUUCGUGCAUCUCGUCCUACAAAGCGUCUGCCGGCACGUCAAAACCAAACGAGCGAGCGCAUACGAGCAAGUACCCAACCACCACCAUCAUACCGAACUGCCUCGCGAGGAGGAUGGGUUUUUGGACAUCGAAGCCGAUGAAGAGGAACUCACCAUCAAUGGCGGUGGCCGACUGGCGCUGGUCAAAACGACCACCAAGGGCUCCAUUGUCCAAGCCGACACCCCAUCGGGACAACAGCUGUCAGUCAUUGUGGAAGAGCUUACAAUCGUUGGACUUGUGGCUUUGAAUGUCGUUGCUCUCGUCACCGGCACCUACGGUGGCCAUGGUCAACUCACCGCUAUUGUCGGAACCGUCACCUGGCUCUACGUCCUCGUACUCGCGACCCUGCGGCUCUUCUUGGAACACACGAAAUGGCGAGUGCCCCAGCUAUGGAGCCACACGGCGACCAUCUAUGGAUGCCAAUGGCUAUUUUCCAUCUUCAUAUUUCGAUCCGUACUCAUCCAUCCGAGUUCCCAGCUCGCCCAAACCCUCGUCAUUGCCGACUUUUGUCUGACGACGGUACUGUUCACCAUGGCAAUGACCACUAGAAAGGGGAAUAAGACCGUCAUCUUGGAAUGGGAAGGCGACAUCGAACCUACACGGGAGCCCCUGGCCUCUGUCUUCUCGCUUCUGACCUUCUCCUGGGUCGAAAGUAUGCUCUGGAAAGGCUACAAGGAGCCCCUCGAAAUUGGCACCGUAUGGAACCUUCUUCCUCGAGACAAAGCCGCCGCUGUUCUUGCCGACUACCGCCAAGUCAAGAAGACCACCACUCUGGCUUGGCACUUAGCCAUGUACUUCAAGACCAUGCUCAUCAUUCAAGCCAUCUGGGCGCUCGUCGCUGGUGUCCUCACCUUCGCUCCGACUCUACUUCUCAAGGCCAUACUGGAAUAUGUGGAGGCGCCUGACGCGACUCCAAGGAACGUACUGUGGUUAUUCGUCAUUUUGCUCCCUGUUACCGAUGUGAUACGUUCGGUUGCCGAUGGUCAGGGACUCUGGAUUGGUCGGAAGAUCAGCAUUCGCAUUCGUGCCAUCAUCAUUGGCGAGAUCUACGCCAAAGCGCUACGCCGCAAGGCUGCCAGCGGCAAAGAGAUGACGAAGAAGGCCGAGACGCCCAAAGAAACCAAAUGGGACAAGGUGAAGAAGAUGGUCGGGCUCAAGAAGAAGCCAAACACGGACAACCAAUCCUCGGAGUCGAAUGGUGAUGCAGCCAAAGCCGACCCUACUAAGGACGUUGAUGACCAGGCGAAUCUUGGGACCAUCAUCAACUUAAUGUCUGUCGACAGUUUCAAAAUCUCCGAAGUAACGGCCUAUUUGCAUUUCUUGUUUGCGGCAGCACCAUCCCAGUUGAUUGUAUGCAUUGCGUUGCUCUACCAAGUUAUGGGACUUAGCGCAGUUCCAGGACUUGUCGUGAUUGUGUUCCUCCUUCCAAUCAACAUCAUUCUGGCCAAGGGCUUUCACCGCACACAGAAGAGAAUUAUGGCAGCCACGGACAAGCGGAUUAAUACGACAAAUGAGGUUCUCCAAAAUAUCCGCAUCAUCAAAUAUUUCGCCUGGGAACAGCGUUUCAGCACCAUUGUUGACGAGAAACGAGCGGCGGAGCUGAAGGCGUUGCGAAGUCGGUAUAUGAUAUGGGCUGUCGCUGUUGCUAUUUGGAACACCGUCCCCGUUCUUAUAUCCUUCUUUUCUUUCCUCGUGUACACGAAGAUCGAAGGCAAGCCUCUCUACCCGUCCAUUGCGUUUACGGCAAUCUCCCUUUUCCUACUACUCCGCGUUCCUCUGGACCAGUUAGGCGACAUGAUCGCCCACGUCCAAGAAGCCAAAGUUUCCAUCGAUCGUGUUGAGGAGUUCUUGGAAGAAGAGGAGACCGAGAAAUACAAGCAGCUUGGGCCUGACAACGUCGACGAAAAUGGUAAUAAGCUCAUUGGCUUCCGCCAUGCAACGUUUAUCUGGGGUAACAAGGAGACCGUUGCUGCUGAUGGCUCGAUGGCCUUCCGCCUACUUGACCUAACCACUGAUUUCAAUAUUGGCAAGCUGAACAUCAUUGCUGGCCCCACAGGCUCCGGGAAGAGCUCCUUGCUCAUGGCUUUGCUCGGUGAGAUGACGAUGGUUAAAGGAAAAGUAUACCUGCCGGGUUCUCGCAGCCGCGAGGACGUCCGCGUCGAUCCCGAAACUGGACUUGCCGAGACGUGCGCAUAUGUCGCCCAGGGCGCCUGGCUGAUCAACGGGGACAUCAGGGAGAAUAUUUUGUUCGCUGCUCCGUAUGACGAGAAACGGUACAGGGACGUCAUUGUGGCAUGUGCUCUCGAGCGCGAUCUCGACAUUUUGGACGAUGGCGAUGAAACUGUAGUUGGAGAGAAGGGUAUUACCCUCUCUGGUGGCCAAAAGCAACGAAUUUCGCUCGCUCGAGCCGUCUACUCGAACUCACGCCACCUGCUUCUCGACGACUGCCUCAGCGCUGUUGAUUCCCACACGGCCCAAUGGAUUUUUAACAACUGUAUCAAGGGGCCGUUGAUGAAGGACCGAACUUGCAUCAUGGUCACACACAAUGUCUCCCUUUGUGUGCCCUCUUCCGAGUAUGUUGUGCUCCUGGAAAAUGGUAGAGUUGCCACGCAAGGGCCUUCUCUGGAGGUGAUGGCAUCGGGUGCGCUUGGUGAAGACCUUCGAAACAAGUCUCGACCAAGCUCGGCACAUGUGUCCCGCGUCCCAUCUCGUGUACCCUCCAGCGUUGGGGAAGAAAGUGGAGAGACCCUGAUAGACGAUGGUGGCAAUAAUGCCACCAACGGUCAUUUUGGCAAGAAGGACAAGAAGAAACGUGCCAUGGACGAAGCCAAAGCAGUCGGCUCGGUAAAGUGGUCGGUUCUGAAACUUUACCUCAGCGCUAUGGGUCAAUGGUGGUUUUGGGUCAUAACCGUGUUUGUCUUCACUGCUCAACAACUUUCUGGUGUUGCUUCGAACGUAUGGAUCAGGCAGUGGGCCAACCAGUACACCACCAGCGCGGAAUAUAUCACCAAGACGGAGUUCAGUGCACUAUCCCAGAAUUCCAUGAGCACCUCCGUCUCUCCAGCCUACUUCGCCUCGAUCCUCAAUCACGCUAAGGAUCGUGCGACAUUUAGCCCGGCCCAGCACGCACCCGGCGCGGCGCAGGAAGUCGAUGUUGACUACUAUCUCACCGUACUCGCAUUAAUCGGCAUUGCGGGUGCUAUCUUUGCCUUGUUCCGAGAUUUGUGGCUGUUCUUUGGCUCCUUGACGGCGUCUUGGAAACUGCACAAUCAGCUGAUGGCAUCAGUUGCGAGAGCUAAAUUCAAGUUCUUCGACGUCACACCUCUGGGACAGCUCAUGAACAGGUUCAGCAAGGACCUCGAGGCUGUGGAUCAAGAAGUGGCUCCAGUCGCCAUCGGAGUUAUGACCUGUGCAUUGGGUGUCAUAGUGACCGUGAUCUUGAUCGCAGCCAUCACCCCCGGAUUCCUCAUCGCCGGUGUCUUCAUCACCAUCAUGUAUAUAUUUGUGGGCAUGUUCUACCUCCGAGCUUCGAGAGAUCUCAAGCGGCUCGAGUCGGUCAACAGGAGUCCAUUGUUCCAACAGUUUGGUGAGACUCUUUCCGGUGUCACUACAAUCCGCGCCUAUGGUGAUGAGCGACGUUUUAUUCGUGAAAACCUGGCAAAGGUCAACACCCAGGCGCGUCCGUUUAUCUAUUUGUGGGCUGCUAACAGAUGGCUGGCGUUCCGAACGGACCUACUUGGCGAUUUCGUAGCCUUCUUCGCUGGUGUUUUCGUUAUCCUUAGCAUUGGAAAGAUCAACGCGGGUGAUGCUGGUAUAUCCCUCAGCUACGCGAUCAGUUUUUCGGACAAUAUUCUCUGGCUUGUACGACUCUAUGCGAUGAAUGAGCAGAAUAUGAACUCGGUUGAACGCGUGAAGGAAUAUCUCGACGUUGAGCAAGAAGCCGAACCUAUUAACGAGAAAAACCGACCUCCUAAGAACUGGCCUGCGCAGGGUACCGUCGAGUUCAUCGGAUACUCUACGAGUUAUCGAGCAGAUCUCGAACCAGUUCUCCGCAACGUUACGUUUAAGAUUAAGCCUUUUGAGAAAGUCGGAAUCGUUGGUCGCACCGGUGCCGGAAAAAGCUCCUUGACCUUGGCAAUAUUCCGAGCUCUCGAGGCGAAUACUGGCAAGAUCCUUAUCGAUGAUAUCGACAUCGGCAUGAUUGGGCUGCGCGAUCUUCGAGAGGCCAUGACUAUGGUUCCUCAAGAUCCAACUUUGUUCACAGGUACUAUCCGAACCAACCUCGAUCCCUUUAACCUUUACACCGACGAGGAGGUUUUCAACGCUCUCCGUCGCGUCCACCUUAUUGGCCCCGACGAGACUCCUGCAACUCCUGUAACCCCUACCGCUACCCGACUACUCCUUCCAGAUAGUCCUUCCAAACCCACCGAAGGAGACGAACAGCUUUCUACUGGCACAUCAACGCCAACUGCCAACAAUAAAAACAUUUUUCUUGACCUUUCCUCCCCCGUUGCUGAAUCCGGCUCAAACCUGUCGCAAGGCCAAAGACAACUCUUAUGUCUUGCUCGUGCAAUGCUGAAAAGCCCCAAAGUCCUUAUUAUGGAUGAAGCCACAGCAUCUAUCGAUUACGCGACGGAUUCGAAGAUCCAGGAUACCAUCCGUGAAAUCAACGGCACCAUUAUCACCAUCGCCCACCGUCUGGCAACCAUUGUGGACUACGACAAGGUGCUAGUACUGGAUCAUGGUGCGGUGGUAGAGUAUGCGCAUCCAUGGGAACUUCUCAAGAAUGAGAAGGGCAGCUUCAGGAGCAUGUGCGAGACGAGCGGCGAUCUGGAUUCUCUCUUGAAGGCGGCGAAAAAGGCGUACGAGGCCAAACGGCUUGUGGACGAUGAGUAG